This is a messenger RNA of Diabrotica virgifera virgifera (western corn rootworm), 1977 nucleotides long. Its product is annotated as pleckstrin homology domain-containing family J member 1-like. Lineage: Eukaryota; Metazoa; Arthropoda; Insecta; Coleoptera; Chrysomelidae. Gene Ontology annotation, cellular component: trans-Golgi network; recycling endosome; early endosome. Gene Ontology annotation, biological process: endosome organization; receptor recycling; retrograde transport, endosome to Golgi. The transcript has a single exon. The coding region runs from base 147 to 797 and encodes 216 amino acids. The record is from RefSeq and is a predicted model, not a curated record.
UAUAUAAAUAAAAAUUAAAAAACAUUUCAUUUAAUAUUCUUAUUCUGAUUACAAUUUGACCAGAAUGUUACAAAUUCUGUUAAUGGAAUAUCUGAUUAUAUAAUUAAGAAAGACCUUUGCAAUAUUUACGUUUAGAUAUCAAUAAAAUGAAGUACAACGAUAGAGAGCUUAUUACAUUUGGGGAGACCAAAGCAGAUUUAGAAGGUGUUCUACAUCAUAUGAAGCCCCAGGGAAAUGACUGGUUAGAUUGGUACCAACGUCCACAUUUCAAAGAAAGAUAUUUUAAAUUAACGUCUAAUAUAUUGUUUUACUAUAAGGUAGGAGAAGAGGAACCUAUAGGUAUUUUAAUAUUAGAAAAUGCCCAAGUGUCAUAUGAGAGGCCCCAUAAAGGAAUACCUUUUGCAUUUUCAAUUACAUUUAAAGUGAAUGACAGACUUAAAGACGAGGAUGCUAAACAUAUUUUUUCCUGUAGAUGUGAUACUGAUGUCAGCAAAUGGGUUUCAGCUUUAAAAAUGGCUUCAUAUGAAUAUUGGAGAUCUCAAUACGUAAUUUUAAAGACCAAAAUCAGUAUGAGGACGGGGAAGGAUCCAGUUCUUGAAUACAUUAAAAGUAAAGAUUGUGUGGUGAAACAUACUGAAGUAAAAAAGACCAAAAUAAAAGAAAAAUCGAAAGAAAAGCAAUCUACGUUUCAUAGUCAUGUUGAUUUAAAUGGUUUUAGUGAAGCCACGACUUUGUCAGUUCAAAAUGGUGCUGGUCAUGCUGCAGAGGUUACAGUGGAUAAUUUAAUAUCUUUUUAAAGAUAUUUAAUUUAUGAAAAUUUAAUGUUAUAACAGUGUUACCAAAAAGAUAAUAUUAAGAUGUACCGAUGUGCCUGGUAUACUAUUUUUAGUCUCUUUGGGGUUUUGAUAUGUUCUAUCUUUUUGACCAGUAAUAUGGAUUUUUUGUAUUGGUGUUUAAAGUUAUAAUUUCAGUUUUCAAAUUUAAUCCAUGAGACCAACAAAAUAAUACUGCUGUAUCAAUUAUAUACUUUUUCUAUUUUACUCGCUUCAACAUUUAUAUUGAUUAAUAAUUUUUUUACAAUUUUACACAUUUAUUUUUAUAGAAAUUAAGCCAUUUUCUAACAUAUUUUAAUUAUAGUGAGGCCCCAAGUAUAUAUGAGAGACGAUAUAAAUUUUAUUCAAUUUAUAUUUAUUUAUUUUAAAUGAAAUAUAGUAAUUUUAACUAUUUAUAAUGGGAAAUAAGCCACAAUAUUAUUAAUAAAUGAUUUUUAUUAACGUUUCGACGCCCAAAUCGGGUGCCGUUGUCAAAAUACAAAAUACUAUUGGGCAUCGAAACGUUAAUAAAAAUCAUUUUUUAAUAAUAUUGUGGCUUAUUUCCCAUUAUAAAUAGUUAAAAUUGUAAAAAUGCCACAAGAAAAUAGCUUCAGAACAACAUUAUGAAAUAUAGUAACCCAGAUGAGUGGAGUUGUGGCAGUUGACAACAAAAAGAAGAGAAAACAUAGUUGAUGUUAGAGAAGUGUAAUUAUUAACACAUUCACUGCGACUUUUCACUAGAUUUGUUAUCCAGGAGCAGGAAAAAUAUACCGUCUUAAAAAGCAAUGGCUUACUGUCCCUGAUAGGAGUCAUGCACAUAUAAUAGUAAAGUAUCAGUUCAACUUCGAUCAGAGUUAUGCGCAGCAAAUGUGUUAAAGAAGCAUACGAAUAAAGGUAAUGAUGAUGAUAGCAACUCAGAAAGGUACAUGAUAUCUACAAGACCGUUCAUACAGAUUUAACAGAUGAAGACAUAAAACAUACUUUUCCAUGCAAUUAUAAGGGCAACACUAUACGAACAUUGUUUCUUAUAUGCAUAUCUCUCAAAUCUAUCCACUAAAAUUAAAAUUAUGGUAAAAUAUAAUCCGAACCCAGUAGACAACUUAUUGUGUUUUUUAAACCUUUUGUACAAUUUUGUAUUAUAUGUAAUAAAGUGAAAUAACGAAAA